CACACACUCUCCAAACCAAAAACACCCAAAAACACACACACAAACCAAAACCCCAAAAAAUGCAUAAGCUAUCCACAUUGCUCUUUUCCCUAGCUCUCUCCAUCCUCCUCUCCGAUGCCUCCGUGCAGGACUUCUGCGUGGGCGACCUGACCCUCCCGGCCGGCCCCGCAGGCUACUCCUGCAAGAGCGCCGCCAACGUCACCGCCGCCGACUUCGUCUUCACCGGCCUCCGCAAGGCCGGCAACACCACCAACAUCAUCAGCGCCGCCGUCACCCCCGCCUUCGACGCCCAGUACCCGGGCCUCAACGGCCUCGGCCUCUCCCUCGCCCGCCUCGACCUCGCCCCGGGCGGCGUCGUCCCCUUCCACACCCACCCGGGCGCCUCCGAGCUCCUCCUCGUCGUCCAGGGCACGCUCGUCGCCGGCUUCGUCUCCUCCUUCUCCAACCAGGUCUACGUCAAGAAGCUCGUCAAGGGGGACCUCAUGGUUUUCCCCCAGGGCUUGCUGCAUUUUCAGAUCAACGGCGGGGGGAGGACGGUGGUCGCGUUUGCGAGCUUCGGGAGCGCCAACCCCGGCUUGCAGAUCACGGACUAUGCGCUUUUCGCGAAUGAUUUGCCGUCGGCGUUGGUGGAGAAGACGACGUUUCUUGACGACGCGCAGGUGAAGAAGCUCAAGUCUGUGCUCGGGGGGAGUGGAUGAGGAGGAGCUUGUUUGUUGUUGUCACUCUUAUUUUUUGUUGAAUUGAUUUGGGGGAUGAAUUGUUGCAUUGAUUGAUUACUUGUAUUUGGAUUUUGCAAUGAAUUCAAACGUGGAAAAUAAUUGACAA
Molecule: messenger RNA, 825 nt
Organism: Salvia splendens (bonfire salvia)
Lineage: Eukaryota; Viridiplantae; Streptophyta; Magnoliopsida; Lamiales; Lamiaceae
Product: auxin-binding protein ABP19a
Exons: 1
Coding region: 60-698 (212 amino acids)
Molecular function (GO): manganese ion binding
Source: RefSeq, a predicted model, not a curated record